UCGAGAAGGAGAGAGAGAAAGAGGGAAAGGGUGGGAGGGAGGUUGGGAGGGGAGCAGAAGCUCCAUUCGAUCAUCUCUGUCUCCUCUCAUUGCCUCUAGUCUCUAAUCCCUCGGCGUUUUUCUUCGUGAAGGGGGAGAAGUUGGCACCUCGGAUCAGCUCGGCGAAAAAUAGUGAAAGAAUCCCACAGCCAGCAAGAGAGGGGAGCAAUGGGACGACGAGUUAGGAAACGUGAUCGUCUCAAAUGGAGCCUGCUUUAUACCUUCGCUUGUGCCCGGGCGACAGUGACAGUCGACGACGAUCAAGCUUCUCUCAGUGGUACCUGUUACUCCCGUAUUGUCCACUGCAACCAAUCACAGCUCCACAAGAAAAUGGAUCUCUUUUACGCGGGCAACCAUAUCUCCACCACGAGAUACAACGUUGUCACCUUUCUCCCCAAAGCAUUGUUCGAGCAAUUCCGUCGGGUGGCCAACAUCUACUUUCUCCUCGCUGCCAUGUUGUCCCUCACACCUAUUUCCCCCUUCACUCCGAUGAGCAUGAUUGCCCCGCUCGCCUUUGUGGUCGGGCUGAGCAUGAUGAAGGAAGCGCUGGAAGAUUGGAAGAGAUUUAUACAAGACAUGAAGGUCAACCGCCGGAGAGGCAAUGUUCACAAGGGGGAGGGGCAGUUUGUCAACAAGCAUUGGCAGGACAUUUGUGUGGGGGAUGUCAUCAAGGUUGAGAAAGAUAAUUUUUUUCCAGCUGACCUCCUACUGCUUUCUUCAAGCUAUGAAGAUGGGAUUUGCUAUGUGGAGACCAUGAAUUUGGAUGGUGAGACUAACUUGAAGAUUAAGCGAUCACUUGAGGUAACAUUGUCCUUGGAAGAUGAUGAGGCCUUCAAGGAUUUUACAGGCACUAUAAAAUGUGAAGACCCCAAUCCCAGCCUUUACACUUUUGUGGGUAAUUUUGAGUAUGAAAGACAGAUGUAUUUGCUUGAUCCGAGCCAGAUUUUGCUUAGAGAUUCGAAACUUAGGAAUACCAGUUACAUAUACGGAGUGGUUAUCUUCACUGGCCAUGAUAGCAAAGUUAUGCAGAAUGCCACUGACUCACCGUGUAAGAGAAGCAGAAUUGAGAGGAAAAUGGACAGUAUCAUAUAUAUUCUCUUCAGUCUUCUUGUUCUCAUAUCUUUAGUUAGCUCAAUUGGGUUUGCUAUUUUGACAAAAUAUAGAAUGCCGAAUUGGUGGUACUUGCAGCCUAAUAUUACCACUAGCAUGUAUGAUCCAUCAAGACCAGCAGUAUCUGGUGUUUUUCAUCUCGUCACAGCUUUGAUUCUGUAUGGAUAUCUGAUUCCCAUAUCACUUUAUGUUUCUAUCGAAGUUGUCAAGGUCUUGCAAGCAACAUUCAUCAACCAAGAUGUUCUCAUGUAUGAUGAGGAGAUUGGAAAGCCUGCACGUGCACGGACUUCAAAUUUGAAUGAGGAGCUUGGGCAAGUUGAUACCGUACUUUCAGACAAAACGGGCACUCUAACUUGCAAUCAAAUGGACUUCCUCAAGUGUUCCAUUGCCGGAAUCUCAUAUGGUGUACGUGCUAGUGAAGUUGAAAUUGCCGCAGCUAAGCAGAUAGCAUCAGAAGCUUCUGGCACUCCUGAGCAUCAAACUGGAACUCAUGAUCCAUGGGAGGGGAAUUCGCCUCCUUAUGGAUCAUCAGAUAUUGAGUUGGAACAAGGGAUUACUUGUAUGAUAGAGAAGAUGGACAAACCUUCCAUAAAAGGUUUUAGUUUUGAAGAUGAUCGUUUGAUGCAUGGAAACUGGACAAAGGAGCCUACUGCAAGUACUAUUCUUCUUUUCUUUCGAAUACUCGCUUUGUGUCACACAGCAAUUCCUGAAGAAAAUAAGGAAAUUGGUGGCUUCAACUAUGAAGCAGAAUCACCAGAUGAAGCUGCAUUCCUUGUUGCAGCAAGGGAAUUUGGCUUUGAAUUUUGUAAGAGGACGCAAUCUAGUGUGUUCAUUAGAGAAAAAUAUUCUCAUUCUGAGGAACCUGUGGAGAGGGAGUUCAAGAUUCUCAAUCUACUGGAAUUUAACAGCAAAAGGAAAAGAAUGUCUGUUAUUCUGCGCGAUGAGAAUGGACAAAUUGUUCUUCUUUGCAAAGGUGCUGACAGUAUAAUUUUUGAUAGACUUUCCAAAAAUGGGAAAAUGUAUGAGAGUGAUACAAGCAAACAUCUCACUGAAUAUGGGGAAUCAGGAUUGAGAACAUUAGCACUGGGAUAUAGGGUGCUUGAUGAAGCUGAGUAUUCUUCUUGGAAUAAUGAGUUUAUAAAAGCAAAAACAACCAUUGGAGCAGAUCGGGAAGCACAAGUUGAUCGGGUGUCUGAUAUGAUGGAAAGAGAGUUGAUUCUUGUAGGUGCAACUGCUGUGGAAGACAAAUUACAAAAAGGAGUUCCUCAGUGUAUAGAUAAAUUAGCUCAAGCUGGUCUCAAGAUUUGGGUUUUGACUGGUGAUAAGAUUGAAACUGCAAUCAAUAUUGGAUUUGCGUGCAGUUUACUUAGGCAAGGCAUGAAACAGAUACAUUUAUCAAUUGCAAAUGCUGAACUAGUAACACAAGAUCCAAAUAAGGGUGUGCGUUUACAUUUGAUGACUGAUCAGGCGGCAAAAGAGAACCUUAUGAUGCAAAUAACAAAUGCCUUCCAAAUGAUCAAGCUGGAGAAGGAUCCAUAUGCAGCAUUUGCUCUGAUAAUUGAUGGGAAAACUCUGACAUAUGCCCUAGAGGAUGAUUUAAAGAAUCAAUUUCUAUGUCUAGCAGUAGAUUGUGCUUCUGUGAUAUGUUGUCGUGUAUCCCCAAGGCAGAAAGCAUUGGUGACAAGAUUGGUAAAAGAAGGUACAGGAAAAGUUACUUUGGCUAUAGGUGAUGGUGCCAAUGAUGUUGGUAUGAUUCAAGAGGCUGAUAUAGGUGUUGGUAUUAGUGGCGUAGAAGGGAUGCAGGCUGUGAUGGCUAGUGACUUUUCCAUUUCCCAAUUCAGAUUCCUAGAACGACUUCUUGUUGUACAUGGCCACUGGUGCUAUAAGAGGAUUGCACUCAUGAUUUGUUAUUUCUUCUAUAAAAACAUAGCAUUUGGGCUGACAAUAUUCUUCUAUGAAGCAUACACUGGCUUCUCCGGUCAGUCUGUAUAUGAUGAUUGGUACAUGAUUCUAUUUAAUGUAGUUCUGACCUCAUUGCCGGUAAUAACAUUGGGAGUAUUCGAGCAAGAUGUAUCUUCUGAAGUAUGCUUACAGUUCCCAGCACUGUACCAGCAAGGACCUAGAAACUUGUUCUUCGGUUGGUACAGGAUUAUUGGUUGGAUGUUUAAUGGUCUUUAUUCAUCCAUCAUCAUACAUUUCCUCAACAUUGAAAUCUUUCGCCUUGGGGCAUUCCGAGCCGAGGGCCAGAUAGCUGACAUGGCUGCCGUUGGAGCCACCAUGUUCACCUGCAUCAUCUGGGCUGUAAAUGUGCAAAUUUCCCUUAUUAUGAGCCAUUUCACAUGGAUUCAGAUUCUCUUCGUCUGCGGCAGUAUUGUCACAUGGUAUCUUUUCUUGUUUAUCUAUGGAAUGUCUUCACCAGUUAUCUCCGGGAAUGCCUUCCAAAUACUCCAAGAAGCCCUUGGAUCCGCACCAACUUUCUGGACUGUGACUCUUCUAGUUACUGCAGUAUGCAACAUUCCAUAUCUUCUCCAUAUUUCCAUCCAGAGGACCUUCUAUCCAUUGGAUCACCAUGUAAUCCAGGAGAUCAAAUACUACAAAAAGGAUUUGGAGGACUCUCAUAUGUGGAAGAGAGAGAAAUCUAAAGCAAGACAGAAGACUCACAUUGGUUUUACUGCAAGGGUGGAUGCCAAGAUCAGGCAGAUCAAAGGAAGAAUACAGAGAAAAGUCUCAUCAUUGCCCUUGCAUAGUGUGUGAUACUUUCUUAAUUUGAUAUCUAAUUUUAUUCCUCGACCAUUAGUUUUGUGGUUUUUUGCUCUCUCUGAUCCUAUUUUGUUUGUCCACAUUAUAUAUUCUUCUUGGGGAUGGUUUACAUAGUUGAUUGUCCCCUGAAAGUAUAAAUCCAAUUGUACCAUAUAUAGUCAUGUUAAAUUGAAGAUUUGUGGAGUUUUAGUAUA
This is a messenger RNA of Zingiber officinale, 4103 nucleotides long. Its product is annotated as probable phospholipid-transporting ATPase 7. Gene Ontology annotation, molecular function: magnesium ion binding; ATPase-coupled intramembrane lipid carrier activity; ATP binding. The coding region runs from base 208 to 3903 and encodes 1231 amino acids. The transcript is spliced from 11 exons. The record is from RefSeq and is a predicted model, not a curated record. Lineage: Eukaryota; Viridiplantae; Streptophyta; Magnoliopsida; Zingiberales; Zingiberaceae. Gene Ontology annotation, cellular component: plasma membrane. Gene Ontology annotation, biological process: phospholipid translocation.